AUGGCGGAAGAAGGUAAAGCUGUUCCCGCCAUUGCCAAGCUCGAUGGGAAAUCUGGCAAACUAAGGACUUCCGAAAAAUCAAAAGUCCGAAGCAUCAACGCGGCUGUCUUGUCAGAUGAUGACAAUUCAUUGCUGGAUAUUUUGACAGAUGAUUUUGUUCCACAACGGAUACGCAAUAGCAUGAAUCAGGGGAAGGCACCGCCUGCUAACAACACCAAAGAAGCAUCAUCGUCGGAACCAUCAUCCAAUCCAAAACAACAAAGUCCGGCAGCAGCAGCAGCAGCAGCAGCAGAAGUCUCCUCUCCGCAACAAACCAAAGAUCACGCAAGUGAAGACACUGCCACUACCAAAAAUGAGACCAAGGAAUCAAACGGAGCACCAUCUGCUGCUAAGCCAAUAACACCUCCACCAAAAGCUACUUGUAAUGACGAGACGGGAUCGUCCGAGGAGGAAACAGAAGGUGCGGAGGACGAAGAAUCCAGCGAAUGGGAAAGCACAGACGAGGAAGAAAGCUCGGAAGAGGAAGGGUCGUCGUACGAAUCAACAGAAGAAGAAGAAAGUUCUGAAGAGGACGAGGAGGAAACUGAAACAAAGCCUGCAGCGAAACGGGUAAUCGUCAAAAGUUCCGCAGGAGAGUCAUCAAAAGAGAGUGGUGAUGUAAAGAAGAACGAAGCGCAACAAGAUGAAAGUGUUGUUGAUGAAAUUACAGCUUCUCCUUCGCCUUCCAACAACAAUAUCGGAACCAACAACGAAAUGGAAGCAAAGGGUGGAGUAGAGCCAUCAGAAGAUGAAAAUGCUAGCAAUGUUCCAACCGAAACGUUCGAAAUUCAGAAAGAAUCAUUGGAACAAGCCAAGACCGAAGCACAAAAGAAUGAUGCUUCUCCUCCCAACGACAAUAUCGAAAACAAUAUCGAAACCAAUGACGAAAUGGAAGGAAAGGGUGUAGUCGAGCCAUCAGAAGAUAAAUCUGCUAGCAAUGACCUUGCCGAGAUUCCAGACUCCCAGGAGGAGGAACCAUCGGAACAAGCCAAGACCGAAAUACAAAAUGAUGGUGAUUCUCCUCCCAACGUCAAUGUCGAAACCGGCAACGAAAUGGAGCAAACACAACCUGAGGAGGAUACGAAUACACCACCAAUGGAGGAAUCAUCCACUGGUACACCUGCCGACACGUCACCCAAAGACGCGGGGCAAGCUGCCAACGACGCAAAGGAAGAGACAGCACAGGCCGCCGCCGCCGCCGCAAACACAGAAACCACUGAAACUGACGCCGCCGCUGCUGCUGCUGCCGAGGAAAUAGAUCAUAGUGAAGUCGACGAGAAUGAUUCGGGAUCGUCCGGCGAGGAAGAAAGUUCGGGCGAGGAAGAAAGUUCGGGUGAAGAAGAAGAAGGAGAUGGCGAAGAAGAAAGUUCCGAAGAGGACGGCGAGGAAGAAGAGGAUGAAAAGGAUGAGACCGACCAAGAAGCGGAAGAAAUGGGGCAAGCAAAGGGGGUGACCAUUCCUUCCAACAUUGAUGGUAUCGAAAUUCCUGUCGGAGCCAAGAGCAAUCCACCCGAAGAAGAAGAGGAAGACGAAGACGAAGACGAAAAUGGUGAGGCCGACAAACAAGAGGAAGAACAGGAACAUUCAAAGGCCAUGAUUCCUUCCAACGUUGAUAGUAUCGAAAUCACUGCUGAAGCCAAAAGCAAUCUAGUCGAAGAAGAAGAAAAAGGCGAGGUCGACAAAGAAGAGGAAGAACAGGAGCAUUCAAAGGCUACGAUUUCUUCCAACGUUGAUAGUAUCGAAAUUACUGCUGAAGAUGAAGCAGAAGCCACUGUCGAUAAAGAAGAGGAAGGAAAGGAGCAACCAAAGGCCAUGAUUCCUUCUAAUGUUGAUAAUAUCGAAAUUCCUGCUGAAACCAAGAGCAAUCCAGCCGAAGAAGAAAGCUCCGAAGAUGAAGCAGAAUCCACUGUCGAUAAAGAAGGGGAAGAAAAGGAACAUUCAAAGGCCGAGAUUGCUUCUAAUGUUGAUGAUAUCGAAAUUGCUGCUGAAGCGAAGAGCAAACCAGUCGAAGAAGAGGACGAGGAAGCUUCAGGAGAGGAGGACGAAGAGGACGGAGAAGAAGAGGAAGCUGAGGCCAACAACGAAGAGGAAGAAAAAGAGCAACCAAUUGCCAUGAUUCCUCCCAACGUUGAGAGUAUCGAAAUUGCUGCUGAAGCCAACACUAUUCCAGCUGCAGCCUUUGAGAGUUGCCAGCAAUUGAAAUCCGUCAGCUUUCCACCCGACUCGCAAGUACAGUCCAUCGGAGAAGCUUCCUUCUACAAAUGCGAGGCCCUGACGGAAAUGCAUUUCCCACUGCACCUCGAGGUAAUUGCCAAGGAAGCCUUUUUGGGAUGUAUUGGGUUGCGAAAGGCUAGCUUUGCGAGUCCCGAAACGUUGCAACGAAUCGAAAAGUACGCCUUUUAUGGCUGUAAGUCGUUGCUCGAGCUUGGUCUACCUGAAGAGUUUGAUCGGAUAGACAGAAAUGCUCUUUAUGGCUGCUUCAAGUUGAACCCGUAUCCCAAAAGCGCGGAUCCAAAGGUUUUUGUCUACACUGGCGAAGACGGCGGUCAGUUUGUUGUUCCGGAAGACGUCACCCACGUUAGAGUCAGCGACUAUUGCGAAACCAUCCCGAAGAAGACGUUUAUGUAUCGACACCAACUGUUGCAGGUGGACUUUCGAAAUGCCAACAACCUCAAGACAAUUGAGAAACAUGCUUUCUAUCGAUGUGGCAACUUGCGAGACGUCAAUCUGUCCUCGACACCGUUGCAGUCGAUCGGGGAAAAGGCUUUCUUUGGAUGUAAAUCGUUGACUUCGGUUCACCCUCCCAGAACCUUGACCCUGGUGGACGGGGCUGCUCUCAACUUUUCAGGAUACUAUGUCUACAAUGGAGGUGCCGGCGAAAUGGUUCCGGCCGAUAUGAAACAAGUUCGCGUAGGGACCUCUGUGGAAAACCUGCCAAAAGAGGCCUUUGUCCAAUGUGAGAAAUUGCAGGAGGUUGGUCUCACUGAGGCGCUCAGCUUGACCUCAAUCGGGGAAGAAGCCUUCUACUAUUCAGAAGCAUUGACUGAAAUCAGCCUACCGAGAAACGUCAGAAUCAUCGAAAGGGCAGCUUUCCUCGGGUGCUCGAGUCUUGGAAAGGUAUCUCUGAAUACCAAUUUGGAAGUUAUCGGAGAUGAAGCGUUUGAAGCGUGUACCGCGCUACGGACCAUUGCUAUGUCUGAAAAUGUGCAGGUGAUUGGUGACUCUGCCUUUUACGCUUGCACUAAAUUGCAGCAGGUUCAACUUAACGACCUCCUGAAAGUGAUUGGUCAAGAAGCGUUCAUGUCCUGCAAGUCUCUGGUCAACAUCACGUUGCCAUCUGGUCUGAACACCUUGGGAGAAAAUGCCUUCGAGCAGUGUAUCAAUUUGGAGUGGAUUGAUCUGUCCGGUCCCGAUAACUUGCCAUUGGCGAUGCACAUUCGUGUGCAGUAUGAGGAUGAAGUUGGUGAGAAGCUAAAGAUGGCUAGCCUUAUGGAAAUGUACUCUGAAGCUCCGCUGGAUGCCUCAAAGCUCGUGUCGGGCAAUGAAGAUGAACUCCAACUUCUUGAUGAAAUCAAGUCAGCAUACAUGCUAGUCGAGCUGGAUGCUAUAGCGAAGUUCCCAAACCAGGCGAAAGAUAAUGGAUUUGUACAGUUUCUGUCCCAUCACCUGGAUAAUCAGAGUGCCGAAUCAUUGUAUGAUUACUUACAAGCAGCGAGUGUUGAAACUGUCCAGAGGCUGGCAACUGCGAAGGAUUUCUCUGGAAACUCAGCUUUGAAAGUUGCCAAACCACCUGUUCUACAAGCAUUUCAAGAGCGGCUCUCGUUCCUUGGCCGGUACAGCCUGCAGGAAGAAGCUGUUGUAUGCAAGUCGGACAAUGCCAUCGUGAUAGAAGCAGUGGAUUACGAGAUGGAAGAGUGCUAUGCAGAAGGCUUUGACCGGUGGUCUCUAGCAGAAACAUUAGACGAUGAAUUGUUUUGCCGCGCUCUGGAAGACCUGCUGCUGAUACCGAUGGAGAAUUCUUUCGCAGUAAGCGAGGAGUAUUUUCGGCAAAUCGACCACAAGAAGCAAGGGGAGAUUUCAAAGGAACAAUUUCUAUCAUUUUGCACGGAAAAGUUUGGACGCAAAGUCAUGCUGAAGUUUCUGCGGUAUGAGGACCAGUACCAACGGGAGCUCGACAGAAAUGCUUUGGAUCUUGACCGAAGGCAUGUCUUGCGGAUUCUUCGACAUCACGACAAACGUGAUACACCAGGAAUGGCAGACGCUCUUCCUGGUUUUCUGGGGGCUCACCUUAGUAAUGACGAAUCGCCCUCUGACUACUGCCAUCUGAUUGUACUUCCCCAUGGCAAUCGGAAUUUAGAGGCAAUCUAUCGCUUUGAGAAACCAACUGGACUUGAAGUAAAAUCACUCUUGCACGAGGUUGCAAAAGCGCUCUCGCAUCUACAUGACAAUGGAGUUGUCCAUGGCAAUUUGAGAAUGUCAAAGAUUGUGCGACAGAACGGACAUGUCAAGCUUACGGAUAUGGCAGCAUCUGCAAGGAGCGGAUCAGAACCGUUGGGUUUGAAAGCGUCCUCGGGCGUUCUCCCCCCGGAGAUGAUCCACGGUAUCCUCGACAGCAGCGGUUGCGAGCAACUUAAAGACUACUAUCGAAAUGCAAGCGCCAAAACCAAAGAAAGCCGAGCUCCCAAGAUCAGUCACAUGCCAACAAAACUUUGGUGCGUCACUAAAGCCUACCUUACAGACAAAGGUAGAAAAGGAAGCUCGUUUGUUCCCAGAACUGAAGGAUUACCAUACGAGUUGCUUCCAGCUUCCGCUUCUGCGGAUGCAUGGUCGUUCGGUGUUCUUGUCUACGCAUGCUGCACUGGCCACCCAUUAUUCAAAGUGAACUAUCGAGAUUCUAUAGAAGAUGGUGACUCCCUCCGAAGGCUAUGGGAUUGGAAUGAUAUUGAUUUGGAAUCAUCAUUGGCACAACAUAUUGAAGAUGAUGCAACGCAAGAUCUGCUACGAUAUCUUCUGCAGAGAGACCAGUCAAUGCGCCCAUCUAUGAAGGAGGUACUGCGCCACCCUUUCUUUGACCCUGAUAACAAAAUGGAAGAUUGGCAGAGUACAAGUACUGCACAAACUCCUAUUCCUCAUCACGACUACGUUACAGUUUUGAAUGACGAGUCAACAGUUUUGAAUGAUGUGUCUACAGGGUUGAAUGAUGAGUUGGAGACUCCUCAUGUCAGUAACAAGAGGUCUGUUUCUUCGUCUCAUAAGCUAAAAAGUGUCCCCCUGGCUUCAGGCCCGAAUGGUGAUGAGGAAACCGUAUCUGUGAUGGAAUAUAAUGCGGUAUCCAAGGAAGUGGAAGUAUUGAAAGAAGAACUGAAGAAAUCAAUGGUUGUUGGCUCAGCUGAAAGCAUUUCAUUACAGGAAUACAAAAAGCUUUCGGAUGAAGUCGCCCUCCUAAAGGAUGAACUGAAGAAAUCGAGGCACGAAUUGAUUGCUUCUCCAGGAGUGAAUCAUCGUGAUCCUUCUCACUAUCCGAAUGCGCCACAAAAUGUCGAGGUCAUUUUUGAAGGCUGGCUGCAAAAGCGAAGAUUCAACAAGAAAUCAUUGUGGAAGAACCGCUACUUUGUGUCGUAUAAGGAUGGUACAGUCAUCUACUUUCGGAAUGCUUCCGACUUGAAUGAUCCAAGAAAUGGUGGCUGUGCCUUUCAUGCAAUUAAGUUUCAGAAGCCUGAAGAGGGGAGCGAAGACACUUUUGAGUUGCAUACACAGCAAGGAGAACCCAUCAUGCAACUCCGACUGUCAGAUCUUACCAUUUGCACAGUAGACGAUUGGUUUGGUACAAAACAGCAUGAGAAUAACUCUGUUGUUCACGAAGGCUGGUUGCAAAAGCAAAGUCGAAAGCACAAACAGCUAUGGAAUGACCGCUACUUUGUAUUGGACAAAAUGGGCACCGUCAUGUACUACGCGAGUGCGGCUGCUGCAAACGAUCCAAGUGCUGGAGGUGCUACCUUUGCGAGAGUCAAAUGGGAGCAUGUUGCAGAUACAUCAAAAAAGGAAGAUUUUGACUUGAAAACUAUGAAUGGCAAAUCAAUCAUGAAGCUACGGUUGUCAGCGCUAUCAUCAAGCAACAUUGAUGAUUGGAUGAAGGGAAAUAGGUGGUUCGAGAAGCCGAAUCAGCCGCCCAAAAUCAUUCGCAACGAGAAUAUUGACGAUGCUCUACCAUCAGUUCCUGGGUCAGCGCCACAGGACUUUGUGUAUGCGAACGAACUCGCAACAUUUUCGGGUGUUUCAGAAAUGGGCAUUACCUAUGAUGGAGCACGAUUUAUUGACAAAGAAACUGGCAGCAUAAUUGAAUUGGAUGAAGACAUGUGGGUGGGUCUGAAUGAUAGACAAACAGCUGACGAAAUUGGCAACGCAAUCAAACCUAUUGAAGAAGAAAAUGAUAUCACCGAGAAAAAAUCGGACGAGGCAAUCGUCUUUGACAUGAACAAGGAAGUACAAGAGCGAAAUGAGGGCAGCGCUGACAAUGCCUUGAACGAUGGAGAUGCCAUAUCCAGCGAAACAGUGGACUUGGAGGAACCUGUCAAAGAAGGAAUUGAGAACGAAGUGCAACCAAAUGUUGGCAGCGCCAUUCUAGAGAAGGAAGACAAGCAUGAUGAGCAGAACGGUGGAGAUGCAAUCUCCAACGUAACAGUCGACUUGGAUCAGCCUAUCGAAGAAAGGAAGGAGAUUGACAGGGAACAAAAUGAUGCCAGCGCCACUCAAGAGAAGCAAGACAGGGUCGAUUCGCCAACCGUCGGAGUCACCAACGGCAAAAGCGGCGUAGUGCCGAUUGUCAAAGAUGGUGGCGAAAACAAAAGUAUCAAAGCUGCUCAUAUCCCACAAGAUGCCCAAGAAAAUGGCGAUGCACAGAAAGAUAAAGACAUUACCAGCGGCAUCUCCAAAGCAUUUCAACUCUUCAAAAGAAAAGAAGUCAAAGAGAAAGCAACUGGUAAUAAUGUCAGGAAGAGUGGUGCUGCUAUCUCUGCAGCCAAAGAAGAUCAAGAUGCCUCGUAUGAUUACGAUGAUAGUGUUUUAUCCAAGGGUCCGAGAUCAAAUCAGAUUUUUGCUCCUGUCUCUUCUGUGAACUUUGCUGGUCAGGUUGCCGUUUUAUCUGAUGAUGAUAAUUCCCUCUCGAUCAAGUCAAACCCUACUGAAAAACCCAAAGGGCAAAACACGGCUGGGAAUCCACGGCGAAUCAGCGAACAAAUACCAAGGUUGGUUUCGCAGUUCACAGAGCGACUUAGCUUGGAUGGGAAGGAACGAAGAAGGAAAAGGAGAGAAAAGAUGAAACAAAAGAAGCGCGUGGGCAUGCUGAGCUAUGAAUCUGCCGACGGGGUUUUGGCUGGAAAAAGCAUGUAG
Molecule: messenger RNA, 7428 nt
Organism: Cylindrotheca closterium
Lineage: Eukaryota; Bacillariophyta; Bacillariophyceae; Bacillariales; Bacillariaceae
Source: the annotation of a GenBank genome assembly